UUCUUGCAAAAUCUGACUGAUCUCACUCUCUCUUCUGGUUACCUGCUGUCGGAGGGGAGGAGAAGCAAGAGAAGUCCAAAUGGAGCCCAAAAAGAAGUUAAUAAACUCGGUGGACAGCUGUGUAGAUGAGGCUCUCUGCGGCCUUGUGAGGGCCAGCGGGGGCCUUUCUCUGCUGAAGGGCCACAGAGUUGUGCUUCGGUCAGACCUGGAGAACCUGAGGGGCAAAGUUGCCCUGCUGUCUGGAGGGGGGUCGGGACACGAGCCGGCACAUGGGGGUUAUAUUGGUGCAGGUAUGCUGUCAGCUGCUGUUGCAGGUGGAGUAUUUGCUUCUCCACCUCCUGCCAGCAUCCUGGCUGCUAUUCUCAGCUUGCACACUGCAGGAGCCUCCGGAGUCCUCCUCAUUGUGAAGAACUACACCGGCGACCGCCUCAACUUUGGAUUGGCCGCAGAGCAGGCCCGUAACCACGGCGUCGCUGUUGACAUGGUGAUAGUUGCAGAGGACUGCGCCUUUGACCAACCCAGCAAGGCCGGGAGGAGAGGCUUGUGUGGCACCAUCUUCAUACACAAACUUGCAGGCACCUUAGCAGAAGAAGGCUUCUCAUUGGACCAGAUUGUUUCCAAGGUGACAGAGGUUUUGAAGGGCAUCGGUACACUCGGGGUGAGUCUGUCGCCGUGCAGCGUUCCAGGCUGCAUGCCUUCUUUUGACCUGCCGCCAGGAGACAUGGAGAUCGGACUGGGAAUCCACGGUGAACCUGGAAUCAAAAGGUCAAAGGUGGCAUCCGCAGAUGAGGUGGUGAAGACCAUGAUAGAUCACAUGACCAACCCUGACAGCCAAUCACAUCUGCCUCUUAAAUCAGGGGACAGUGUGGUUGUGUGUGUGAACAACCUCGGAGCUCUGUCCUGUCUGGAGGUUGCCGUGGUCACGAAAGCCGCCAUCAUCUGUCUCGAGGGUCGCGGUGUGGCGGUUGCCAGGGUGAUGUCGGGGUCGUUCAUGACGUCGCUGGAGAUGGCGGGAGUGUCGCUGACCCUGAUGAAGGCCAACCAGGAAACACUGAGGCUGUUUGAUGCUAAGACCAGCGCCCCCGCCUGGCCAAACCUCAGCAGUGUGUGUGUAAGCGGACGCAACUACAUCACAGAACCUCAAGCCGCGAGUGCACGGCCACAGGAUGACAAACACUGUGAAGGACCACUGAGUCCUGUGAUGCGUAAGGCGUUAGAGAGGGUUUGUUCCACGCUGUUGGAGAAGCAGGAAGAACUCAACGCCCUGGACCGCGCUGCCGGUGACGGAGACUGUGGGAACACUCACGCACAGGCUGCUAAAGCCAUUCAGGAGUGGCUCCAGGAUCAUGAGGUCCCUGGUUGCCCCGGACAACUGCUAUCAGUCCUGGCUGGAUUACUGCAGGAGAAGAUGGGCGGGUCUUCAGGAGCGUUGUACAGUCUGUUCCUGACAGCAGCUGCUGGUCAUGUGACUGAAGGGCAGAGCAAUGCAGCAGCCUGGGCUAGUGCAAUGCAUGCUGGGACACAGGCCAUGAGGAGGUAUGGUGGUGCUGACCCUGGAGACAGAACAAUGUUGGAUGCUUUGUGUCCGGCUGUCGAUGAGCUGAUGAAGCUGAAAACAGCACCACCUGGUGGACAGAUGACUGUACUUAAGACAGCCGUGCAGAAAGCGGCCUCGGGGGCUGAGUCGACCCGUGACCUCAAAGCGAGGGCGGGGCGAGCCAGCUACAUCGCAGCCGAGCGGGUCACCCUGCCUGACCCCGGCGCCGUGGCCGUCGCCGCCACCCUGAGAGCUGUGCUGGAGUCUCUGGAGGGCCAGAAGUAAUCUAGUAGAGCAGAUCUUGUCAAUUAGUACACUAAUAUUGGACAGGACAACACUAUUAUGCCUAAAAACAAAGAAAAACUGUGAUUUUGACUUCCUUUUAAGCACAUUUUCAUACCAUAAAUACAAAAAAAACUGUGGAAUUUGGUUCUUGAAAGACAGAAAACACGUAAAAACUUACUUUGUGCUUCAGAAAAUGAACAGCCAUGAUGUAAAGUAUACCUUAGAUUUAUGAAAUGGUCAAAAAUAUGAACAAAAAACAGUUAUGGUCCUUUUUAAAUUUGAUUAAAUAGCUCAGAAAUACUGACAAUCCAAGUUUAGCAAGACUUGAAUUAAUUUGUUAUUAAUAAUUUUAAUAAAUAUUUAGCUAACUCUUGUACAGUAGCAGGAGAGUUUUGUAUAAGUUAUCAAAUCAUGAAAUUAACAUUCCUUGUUACUACUUAUAAAAUACAAUAUUGAGCAAUAAAUGGACAAAAUGUAUGUAAAUGUAAACUAUUUAAUGACUAAAUUUUCACAGGUAAUAUUUCACUGUGUAGAAUUCUGAUUCAUCAUUUGUUUUGAACUCAUUCAUGUUCGAACUUAUGCUGUACAUUAAUUAAAUGCACUUUCUUGAUACAACACUGUAAAU
This is a messenger RNA of Anoplopoma fimbria (sablefish), 2447 nucleotides long. It is a transcript of the gene tkfc, whose product is annotated as triokinase/FMN cyclase. Gene Ontology annotation, molecular function: ATP binding; glycerone kinase activity. Bases 80 to 1822 code for a protein of 580 amino acids. The record is from RefSeq and is a predicted model, not a curated record. Gene Ontology annotation, biological process: glycerol catabolic process. NCBI's taxonomy places the organism in Eukaryota, Metazoa, Chordata, Actinopteri, Perciformes, Anoplopomatidae. Gene Ontology annotation, cellular component: cytosol. The transcript has 17 exons.